Messenger RNA from Iphiclides podalirius (scarce swallowtail), 1869 nucleotides. NCBI's taxonomy places the organism in Eukaryota, Metazoa, Arthropoda, Insecta, Lepidoptera, Papilionidae. The record is from the annotation of a GenBank genome assembly.
AUGUUAUUUAACGUUCAUACUAGACAAGAGUGCGAACUGAAAGAUGGACGGACCAGUGUUGUACAUUUGGAGCGAUUACUGACAAGAUAUUUCGAGGUCGCAGCCGACCAGCCCAACGUGAGCUACUUCCAGCCGCGCUCCGUUCCAGUCGCGCAGGGGCGUCGGGAGCACAAUAGAGAUAGCAGAGCUCAUCUAACACCGGCCGGUGUAUACGUGCACGCAUGCAAAUGUACAGUUAGGCUGUGGCGGCGCUUGGGAAUCAAAUCGAUACGGUAUCGGCUCGGCUCCGGGCUGUUUUCCAGGGCGGGCCGGCGUAUCCGAGGCGGCCCGGGCAUGGACUCCCAGCAGCAGCAGUACUGUUUGAAAUGGAACAGCUUCGGUUCGAACCUGGCCACAUCGUUUGCGAACCUCUGGAAUUCGGAGAGUCUCGCGGACGUCACGCUUUACUGCGAAGGCCGCCAGUUCAAAGCGCAUAAGGUUAUACUGGCCGCAUGCAGUAAACAUUUCCAGGAGCUAUUCGACACCGCGCCGCCUAGCCAUGCCGGCGCUUGUUAUGUCAUCCUGGAGGCGACAACUGCAGAGAACAUGCAGGCCCUCCUUGAGUUCAUGUACAAAGGGGAAGUGCACGUCAGCCAGGAUGCACUCUCCAGUUUUCUCAAGAGCGGAGAGAACUUGCAGGUCAAGGGCCUGUCCAUGGAGAUGUCCCAGGACGCCUGGGUGAAGCAGCAGACGCAGCAGUCGGCCGGCGAGCGGCACCAGGCGCGCAUAAAGACGAGCCCCGUGUCCGGCUCGGGGAACUGCGAGGCGCAGGAGUCCACGCAGUCGCACACCGCGACGUUUGCGCCGAUUAUGCCGCAGUACGGCGUGCCGAUACACGGCAGCAGCGGCGCCAUGGGCCGGUACGCCCCGCCCGCCCAUAUGCCGAUGCACCAGCCCUCGCACCGUCGGCCCGCCGCCCCGAAACAGACGACGCCCGCGCAAAGCCCACACGCUAGGAACUACAGGCAGAGCUCUUCCUCAUCGCACUGCGGCAGUGUGGCUGACGAGCCGGACACUCGCUCCUCACCAGGGGCGGGCGCUCGGUAUGAGGAAGCCCCCGCCGAAUGCACCUCCACACUCGCCAACCCCAUCAAGAACAACGGAUACGAGCGAAGCGCCAGCGCCAACGAGGAGAUGAUGGAUCGCCUGUCCACUGAACAGGGAGCUGAAGAUUUACGGAUAAAGAGUGAGAACGACUACCAGAGCGGCUACAAUAAUUCGCCACCGCCAACGCUACCGAUACCGACGACAAAUUUCCACGAGAAACCACUGGAGACAUCGCCCGUGCCACCGAAACCCAGCCCCGACAUCUGGCCCGCUAAGAUAAUAACAAGUAAAUCUGGAGGAAUUGCUACUGCUGAUGGUAAAAAGUUGAAGUGCCCGUACUGCGAGCGGCUCUAUGGCUACGAGACGAACCUGCGCGCCCACAUCAGGCAGCGGCACCAGGGCAUAAGGGUGCCCUGCCCGCACUGCACGCGCACCUUCACCCGCAACAAUACCGUGCGCCGCCAUAUUGCGCGCGAGCACCGCCACGCGGUCACCCAACUCCACCAACAGGGCCCACUCCCAAAUCACACGCAGCUCGCGGGACCGAAGAGGAACGGAGUGUCCGUACCGUGGGAGCAAACGAAUUUAGUUUCAACCACCAUGAUUAAGACCGAGGCGGCCAAUUACGUGCCAUGUGAUAGUUCAUCAUCGUUGCAAUGGAUCGACACGAACCUCGGGAACGAGUUGUCAGUCAUCAGCUACGAGGAGGUGCACACAGAGGAGGACUUGGACAACAAAACACCGUUCCAAUUUCAGCUGCAGUACAUCAAAGUAGAGAACGAG